Messenger RNA from Fimicolochytrium jonesii, 789 nucleotides. RefSeq lists its product as uncharacterized. The annotation marks the transcript as partial. The transcript has a single exon. The record is from RefSeq and is a predicted model, not a curated record. NCBI's taxonomy places the organism in Eukaryota, Fungi, Chytridiomycota, Chytridiomycetes, Spizellomycetales, Powellomycetaceae.
GAUGACCCGCAUUUGGCCCAUGCUCAUCGUCUGCGGUGGGGUUGUGACGAUACUUCUACUUGUUGUUGUUGUUGUUGGUGGCGGGGUGGUGGUGGAUGUGGUUUUUUGGGUUGAUGUUGUUGAUGUGGAUGCGGAUGUGGAUGUGGAUGAUGUGGAGGUAUCGCCGGAGGGCUCGGAGAGGGUUGGGAACGGGGCUGGGAAGGGGUUGAAGGAUGAUGAGGGCCGCGGCGGAAUGGGCGUGGGAAAGAAGAUGAUUGGCGGGCGGGUUGUCAUUUUUUGGGUGCUUUUUCCAGGGUAUUUGUCGGGUGGGACGUUCACGUAGACGGAAAAAAGGGCAGCGUCGGUUCCAGACGAAGUUGGUUCUGAAUGGCGCGAGAAAGAAGGUAUUGAUCGUGGUGUGCAGAGUACUCCUUGCCGGCUCGAUAGUGACCGGCGAGUGCGGUGAGAAAACAGGACGCUAGAGUGCAGCGCAAGAAAGUGUAUGGUACAACACCUAUCCGAACCAGCGGCGGGUGUGCACUAGCGUAAUAUACAACGGGAGUCAAUCUAGGAUGCAGGGUCUAUGAGGAAGGGAAAGCCAAAAAGGAUCGUUCGAACAAGAGCAAAGGCAAGAAAAGCCGAGGCGUGCAUAUACAUAUACGAUGGGUAAGGUUGAGUCCCGAAAGCACAUGCGGGAUGAAGCGAGAUGAGACUGAGACAGCAAUGGGGGGGGGUGGAUGAUGGAACACAUUGUUGUUGUGGGAGUGGAGUGCCCCGAGCCAGCGUCGUUUGUCUCCACCAACCAGCUUG